AUGGGAUGGGCGUACAGAGAUGGAUGCACGCCAGGCCAAAUCCAAAGCUUCGUCCCGGCUUCUAGUGCGCGUGUCAAAGAUCUAGACGUGCGCCGUCCCGCAUUCCGCACUUACAGCAUUGGUGCAGACAAGUCCACAACAUCCACCAACAUCCACAUUGCCCAUGCCACUGUUGCAGUAGUAGGCCCGGGCCACCGAGAUGGGCAAAUCCGGCCAAGCCAAGCGCAGCCAGAUCCAGAAGUGAUGGGUGCAAAGGGACGGAUGGAUGGCCAGCGCUUGCAGCCCCCCAGUUUCUCCAGCCUCUGCCCAUGUAACACCAUGCGGCAGGCCCAUGCGCCCCCCAUACUUGCCCAUCUCAUGGACCGGUGGGCAGCAAUCACCACGUUCCAAGGGCCCAGCAUGUCACGCCCCGGUGCCCUACUGGAAGAGGCUCCGAUGCCGACCCGGCAGCAUCAAGUCCCACUUCGCCGGAAGCCAUGUUUCCCCACUCACGGCCGCUGA
Trichoderma gamsii is the source of this 501-nucleotide messenger RNA. RefSeq lists its product as hypothetical. The record is from RefSeq and is a predicted model, not a curated record. NCBI's taxonomy places the organism in Eukaryota, Fungi, Ascomycota, Sordariomycetes, Hypocreales, Hypocreaceae. Bases 1 to 501 code for a protein of 166 amino acids. The transcript has a single exon.